Molecule: messenger RNA, 1283 nt
Organism: Cloeon dipterum
Lineage: Eukaryota; Metazoa; Arthropoda; Insecta; Ephemeroptera; Baetidae
Product: zinc finger CCCH domain-containing protein 10-like
Exons: 4
Coding region: 210-1097 (295 amino acids)
Biological process (GO): regulation of RNA splicing
Molecular function (GO): RNA binding; metal ion binding
Source: RefSeq, a predicted model, not a curated record
GAGGAGCAAAACUUAAACUGUUUAUGUACAUUUAUUCAUCUAGUAUAUCGUUGUAGGCGUAGUAUCAUACCGUGUGCUGUGAAUUGGAACAUAGAACACCUUUGGAGUCAGGAUCAUUCAAGGCAGCAAAAAAUAUUCAUAUUGGCCUUGAGAAGGUCCAUCCUUAUGAUGGCUGAAGAGUGAAAACUGCUGGUGGCAAGUUAUCGGAGAUGUCAGUUCGUCUGGAGGAAGGCCCAAGCAAUUCUUCUGCUAGAUACGACAUGAUUUGCCGAGACUUCCUGCGCAAUACCUGCCGCAGAGGCAAGCGCUGCAAGUUCCAGCACUCGAUGGCCACUGAAGAGGCGAACAACAACAGCAGCUCACAGAUCCUCUUCUGCCACGACUUCCAAAACAAAGGCUGCCCCAGAAGCAACUGCCGCUUCGUCCAUUGCAGCAGGGACGAGGAGGAGACCUACCGAGAGACGGGCCGGCUGCCCUUAACCGCAACCAUCUCCGCACACGUCCAGGGUCUCAUGCCACCUGAUAUGCUCCAAGGAGAGCCUCCUGUUUGCACUGAAUAUCUGAGGGGCUGCUGCCGACGGUACCGGGAGUGCAAGUACCGCCACCUGACCCCAGCCCAGGUCAUGCAGCUGUCGACAGAGCCGUUAGUGAAGCGCAAGAGGUACUCUGACGAGGUGGAGGCUCGCAUCGCCCUCCUGCAGGACGAGAACUUGGACCUCAAACGCAUGCUUGAUGAGCUGCGUCGACAGGUGGACACGCUGGCCGCAACCAAUGAGGUGCUUCUUGAACAAAAUGCUCGACUGAGGAUGAAACCGUCCGCAGCUGCUGUCGUAUCACUACCGGCUGUCACCAUCACCAACUCUUCUGACGGGCCUCCGGUCACCAUUGCGACAGCUGUCGCCCCAGGAUCAGUGACUCAAGUUUCCCUGGCCACGGCAGGCAUUUCCAUCGCUCCUCCUGUUGUGACAGUGGCCCAAACAUUGGCUGGCAACGCCACGACGCCCGUGUCCCAAGCUCUGCCCAUCACCAUCAGCGGCACUACCUCGUCUCUCGUUCCAUAUCCAAUAGUUACUCACGUCCACAGGCCUGCACCAUAGUCAGAUAGUUCAAAUCCAUUCCACACUGGACUUUCACCUUUCACUUCGGUUAGUCUUAAGAUACUGAUACAUAUAUAUAGGAAUAUAAGAGGUGUGUCACUUUCUUUGUUUUACAUUUUUUUUUGCAAGAUUUUGUGAUAAAGCAGCACAUCUGGUGUCUUCAAAUUACACAAUUAUUAAACAAUA